AUGGCUGACAUUCAAGAAGGCGUGGCCAAUCUCGCCCUCGAGGCCAAAGCAAAGGUCGAAGAGGCCGUCAAAGCUGUCGUUGGAAAAAAAGACAAGAAGUCUUCUGGUUCUCUGAGACUGUUGAGAAUGGACCCUCAACCAGAAUACAUUGACCAUAGAAUCAAGAUCUUCGACGAGAUCAAGGCCAAGUACGACGCCGAGAUCUCUGCUAAAGAGAGAAAACAACUAGCCAUCACCUUGAAGGAUGGUACUAUCAAGCAAGGUUUGGCAUAUGAGAUCACUCCAUUCCAAAUCGCUUCCGAGAUUGGUAAAUCUUUCGCCGGUAGACAAGUUAUUUCCAAAGUCAAUGGUGAGUUGUGGGAUUUGACUAGACCUUUGGAGGAAGAUACCGUUUUGGAGUUCUUGGACUUUGACCACCCUGAGGGUAAGCAAGUUUUCUGGCACUCUUCUGCCCACGUUUUGGGAGAGGCCUGCGAGUGCCACUAUGGCUGUCACUUGUCUUAUGGUCCUCCUACUGAGGAUGGUUUCUUUUACGACAUGUCCAUCAACAACGGUGAGGGCUCUGUGUCUCAAGAUGACUUCACCAAGUUGGAGGAGGUCUCUUCUGGUGUUGUUCGCGAGAAGCAAGACUUCGUUCGUUUGGAAAUGACCAAGGAAGAGUUGUUGAAGAUGUUCGCUUACAACAAGUACAAGGUUCAGUUCAUCGCUGACAAGGUCCCUGACGGAACCUCGACCACUGUGUACAGAUGUGGUCCAUUGAUCGAUUUGUGUAGAGGCCCUCAUGUUAUCGACACCGGUAAGAUCAAGGCUUUCAAGAUUUUGAAGAACUCCUCCUCGUACUUCCAGGGUAAUGCUGAGAACGACUCUUUGCAAAGAGUUUACGGUAUCUCUUUCCCAGACAAGAAAUUGUUGGCUGCUCACAUGAAAUUCUUAAAGGAGGCUGCAGAGAGAGACCACAGAAAAAUUGGUAGAGACCAAGAGUUGUUUUACUUUAACGAGAUGUCUCCAGGAUCUGCUUUCUGGUUGCCUCACGGUACUAAGAUUUACAACGCUUUGGUUGACAUGAUCAGAAGCGAGUACAGACAAAGAGGUUACGACGAGGUUAUCACCCCUAACAUGUACAACUCGAAAUUGUGGGAGACUUCUGGCCACUGGGUUAACUACAAGGACAACAUGUUCCAAGUCGAGGUCGAGAAGGAGAACUUCGCUUUGAAGCCAAUGAACUGUCCUGGUCACUGUCUUUUGUUUAAAUCUCGUGAGAGAUCUUACAGAGAUUUGCCAUGGCGUGUCGCUGACUUUGGUGUUUUGCACAGAAACGAAUACUCCGGUGCUUUGUCUGGUUUGACCAGAGUUCGUCGUUUCCAACAAGAUGAUGCACACAUCUUCUGUCAACAAGACCAAGUUGAGGAGGAAAUUUCGGGCGUCUUCGCUUUCUUGCGUAAGGUUUACGGUAUUUUCGGCUUCGACUUCAAGAUGGAGUUGUCUACUAGACCCGACAACUACAUUGGUGACCUCGACACCUGGAACGCCGCUGAGAAGAGUUUGGAGAACUCCUUGAACAGAUUCAUGGGAGAAGGUAACUGGGAGUUGAACCCAGGAGAUGGUGCUUUCUACGGUCCUAAGAUUGAUAUCAAAAUUUCUGAUGCUUUGAAGAGAUGGUUCCAAUGUGCCACCAUCCAAUUGGAUUUCCAAAUGCCUUCCAGAUUCAAGUUAGAAUUCAAGGCUGAGAGCAACGGCGAGAACUCCAUUGCUCAACCUGUUAUGAUCCAUAGAGCUGUCUUGGGUUCCGUCGAGAGAAUGACUGCUAUUUUGACCGAGCACUACAAGGGCAGAUGGCCUUUCUGGAUGUCUCCAAGACAAAUUUUGGUGGUUCCAGUUGGUGUCAAGUACUUCAAGUACGCUGAGGAGUUGAAGGAGAAGUUGGUGAAGGAGCACCACUUCCACGCUGAGGUGGAUCUUUCCAAGAACACCUUGCAGAAGAAGGUCAGAAGCGGACAACUCUUGCAAUUCAACUUCAUCUUCAUUGUUGGUGAAACCGAGGAGCAGGAGAACAGUGUCAAUGUCAGAAACAGAGACAUCCAGGAAGAGCAAGGUAAAAAUGAGGCCAUUCCAUUUGAAACCGUUGUCGGCCAAUUGCAAAGAUUGAAGACCGAGAUGAGGCUGGACAACAAGUUGGUUUAA
Messenger RNA from Australozyma saopauloensis, 2181 nucleotides. It is a transcript of the gene THS1, whose product is annotated as threonine--tRNA ligase. Lineage: Eukaryota; Fungi; Ascomycota; Pichiomycetes; Serinales; Metschnikowiaceae. Gene Ontology annotation, biological process: threonyl-tRNA aminoacylation. The transcript has a single exon. The record is from RefSeq and is a predicted model, not a curated record. Gene Ontology annotation, cellular component: cytoplasm. Gene Ontology annotation, molecular function: ATP binding; threonine-tRNA ligase activity. The coding region runs from base 1 to 2181 and encodes 726 amino acids.